This is a messenger RNA of Girardinichthys multiradiatus, 3796 nucleotides long. RefSeq names its product Mov10 like RISC complex RNA helicase 1 (gene mov10l1). The transcript has 26 exons. The coding region runs from base 218 to 3580 and encodes 1120 amino acids. Gene Ontology annotation, molecular function: helicase activity. The record is from RefSeq and is a predicted model, not a curated record. Lineage: Eukaryota; Metazoa; Chordata; Actinopteri; Cyprinodontiformes; Goodeidae.
ACGGAAAUACGUCACCAAAAAACAACAUCCAUGAACGAAAGUUCGCUCAUCAAUAACUAAAAUAUUUAUUUUGUAUAUCUAGAAAUAUAUAUAUAUAUAUAUAUUCGGCGACCCCCUAGCGCCCCCUUUUGGCCAGCCGUCAUUGUUUGCUGUACAAAUAGUUUUCCUAGCGCGAAUAGCAAGUUACGUUGCUCCCAUUUUCCUAUAUUCGGCAGAAAUGCUUACUGCUGUUCGCUGUGUGCUAGCCAAGCUGGUUUCUCCAUUUUGGAGAACGGCUGAAAAAGGUGGCGAGGUCAUCUUCACAGAAAGCCCUGGCACAGAGGACAUUCGCCACCUGCGGGGCAGUGUGGUGACGCAGCUGUGUUUGGACUACGGCAUGAUAGACGAUGCUAUCUACUUUACAAGUAGUGAGGUUCUGGGCGGGAUGCCACUGAAAGAGGGAGACCUGGUGAACUGCAUCGCAGUGAGACGUGGUGCCGAGAGUGGAUGGAAGGCUCUAAGAGUGGAGAGGAGUGCAGAUGCCUGGGAUGAUGGAGGAAGAACCUCCCUAGAAGCGGACAUUAUGCAGCUGCGCCCUCUUGUAGGAACUGUCACAUCAUUUGACGGUGAUGGUGGCUACAUCAAUCAGACCACGUACUUCACACGUUACAGCCUUUCAGAAGGUUAUGAGCCAAUGAAAGGCGACUGGGUCCAAGCAGAGUUUUACAUCAACCCCAGCCAGUGGACCACCCAAGCUCAUUCUGUUGCUCCAUUACGCUAUAGUCGCCUAGACCAGGUGCGUGUGACCAGUGUGUAUAAAAACGGUGGAGUGGUGGAGGACAGCUUUUUCUUCAGCUUGGACUCUCUGCUGCUGCCAGCCCAGUACAAGCCGUCACUGGGGGACCUCGUCAACUUGGUAAUAGUGGAGAGCUGUCAGUCCUUAUACUGCUGGAGGGCCCUUUGCAUGGCACCCUGCCGUCAGAGCUGCAGUAUGAAUUUACCCACUACACCGGUUGCUGAACUCGAGCACCUCUUGGAAAACAAAGGAGGGCUUGUUGUAUCAGAUUAUGGGCAGUUUGGGGACCUGAUGCUCGGGGAGAGAUGCGAACUGGUGCUGUGGAUACAAAAUGAAGGCUCUCAGUCUCAAAUACUGAAAUGCUGUGACUUUGCUGGGUGGGACUCUGAAGAGCAGUUCACGCUGGUCACUGCCAGCAUCAGAAAGUCAUCGGAAAAACAAGUUGGAGAUGCAAAGGAGGUAGACGGAGAAAAUGUUGCAAUACAGACAGACGCGGCACAAUCGCCUGGUGCAAGAAAGGACACGGGGGAGGUGGAAAUAUCACCUGGAGGAAGAGUGUCUGUUGUAGUAGCCUGCAAAGCUAAGAGCCUUGGAUGCUGUACCGAGCUGCUGUUGCUGCAUUUCUCUUCUUUCACCAUUGGGAGGCGUCUGGUGGUCACAGUGGGCAGUGAGGAUGAAAACCUGCUGAAGCCCUCUGAGGUCUAUUGUCCCAGUACUGACAAGCUGCUCCCGAAAGCCCCCUCACAUGUGGUCACCGUAUCUGCUCCAAAAGGUGCACCAAGGCUCAGUAAGCGAUUGAUGCCAAACUUCCUGCAAUGCUUUCCGGUGCCCAAGGCCCUGAGAGACUGUGUGGAGUCACAGAAAGAUGUGCUGGUUGUUCAGCCCUGCUUAGGAGAGGUUCUCUCACCAUCCAACGUGCAUUCACGAUUCUCAACCCUUCUCUGGCUUGAAGAGCUGAACGCAGAAAGAGAAGUGAGAGAAUUCACCAUCAGUGGAGCUCUUCUCCGCAAAGGAGGCGUCUACCUGCACCUGGAGGUGCUUGGGUUGGCUGAAGGCAGACCUAACCUUAAUAUAGGGGACAGGGUUUCACUAAAGAGGCUACACAAUGAUGGCAUGGCGAUGGAGUAUGUCAGUUACGUCGCUGAGAUUAAUGAGGAGGAUGUGAGUUUGAGAGUGAAUUCAGACUUUCACCAUAGCUACCUCGGCGAGCCACUUAAUGUUGAGUUCACUUACAACAGGUUAACCAUGAGGAGAUGUCACAACGCUCUUGAACUGACAAAACAUUUUGGGGAGAUUAUCUUCCCCUCCAGAGUGACAUCUCAGACCCUUCAGUGGACUGGAGCUUGGAUGGAUGAGAGUUCGGCAACUGAAAAUGAAAAAUUGUGGAGCACGUGUGUUGACAUGAAGUCGAAGGCCACACAGACUAAAGAAGGACAACAAACCUCCAAACCGAUCCCCAACCAAGGGCAGUUUUUUAACCCAGAUCUCAACCCAUGUCAGAAGGAGGCGGUGAAAAGGAUCCUGGAAGGAGAAUGUCGACCUGCUCCUUAUGUGUUGUUUGGACCUCCAGGAACCGGAAAGACCAUCACUCUCAUUGAAGCCAUACUCCAGGUCUACCACUUUCUGCCCAGCAGUCGGGUGCUUGUAUGUACUCCAUCCAACAGUGCUGCUGACCUCAUCUGUGUUCGCCUACAUCACAGUGGCUUUCUACAUACUGCAAGCUUGGCCCGUGUUAACGCCUCCUGUAGGGAGCACAAGUCUAUUCCCGAAGUGUUGCAUCCUUACUCACGGGCUGGAGAAGACAUCCGUCAUGCUGCUUUCCACAGGAUUGUGGUCAGCACCUGCUCCAGUGCUGGCAUGUUUCAUAAUGUUGGAUUACAAGUGGGACAUUUUACCCAUGUGUUUCUGGAUGAAGCUGGCCAAGCCACUGAGCCCGAGUCUCUGAUCCCCAUCAGCUUCAUCUCCGAGAGAGAUGGACAGAUAGUGCUGGCUGGAGACCCAUGCCAGCUGGGUCCCAUAGUGAAGUCCAAGCUCGCCAUGGCCUUUGGGCUGGGGGUGUCUUUGUUGGAGAGGCUGAUGGCCAACCCACUGUACACCAAACAGGACUGGGGAUAUAACCCUAAACUGGUGACUAAGUUAAUCUACAACUAUCGUUCCCAUGGGGCCCUGCUUGCUCUGCCCUCCAAGCUCUUCUACCUGGGAGAGCUGUGCUUUCAAGCUCAGAGGGAUAUUGUGGACUCUCUCUGCCAGUGGAAAAACUUGCCAAAAAAAGACUUCCCCCUUCUUUUUCAUGGUGUCAGGGGUACAGAAAUGAGAGAAGGCAACAACCCAUCAUGGUUCAACCCAGUGGAGGCUGUGCAGGUGAUGCUCUACUGCUGCCAGUUGGCAAAGAAGCUCUACAACCCUGUGCAUCCCUCUGACAUUGGCAUCAUUGCUCCCUACAGAAAACAGUGUGAGAAGAUUCGAGUGCUGCUGUGUAAAGUGGGCUUGUCUGACAUCAAAGUGGGUUCAGUGGAGGAGUUCCAAGGACAAGAGUUUCUGGUCAUCAUCUUGUCAACGGUGCGCUCUAAUGAAUCAGUGGGAAGUGAUGAUUUACAGAGUUCGCUUGGUUUUCUAGCCAAUCCGAAACGCUUCAACGUGGCUGUUACUCGUCCCAAAGCUCUGCUAAUAACAGUCGGAAACCCCCACAUUCUCAUCAAGGAUCAGUGCUUUAGGGCUCUGCUGCAGUACUGUUUCAACAAUGGGGCGUACCUGGGCUGUGACCCUCCUCAAUUCCUGAGGGAUUCCCAGAUGUGUGUAAACUGACGUCAGGACAUCACAAACCUAUUUUAGGAUGAACCCUCACUGCAGAGAACCAAAGAAGUGCUUAAGAGGAACAUGGCGUCACUGAUGGCAAUUCUUCUGUUUCCUUUAUAUUGCUUUGGCUUUUUCUGUGUUGACUGUUGUUAAACUUGGUCCUAACCGAUUGAGGAGAAACGUUCGAUUUUGCCUUGAGUUGUAAAAUAAAGAUUACGUGUGUUA